UCCAGAGUUUAGCACAAAGACAUCCCACACAUCUACGAUGUUUGCUCUGCUAGGGCUUUCUCGUGACCUAGUUUGCGACAUUUAUCUUUCUGCUCGCGCGUUUGUCGUCGCCCCCGACGUCUUCCUCAGGGAAGUUUUAUUUUUCCUCUUCUAGUUCCAUUUGUGGUGUUUCCUCAUCAUUUUUAUGGUUAUGGAGGCAACUCGCUUAAGAGAUCUUGGUUUUUUGUUUGGGAAAUGCUCUUCUCGGAUAUUCAAGGAUGCUUUAGCUGUUGCUUCCCAAGGAUUGCCUUCUUUCCCUAACCUCAAAAUUUCUUCGCAUAGGGGGCCGCCGGCUCUUUGGAUUUCUGAAGAGGAAAUAAAUUCGCUUGCUAUUCCAUUUGAGUUCUCUCUGAUCAUGGCAGUGGAAAUUACCCAGGUCCUUCUAAAUGCUCAAUCUGUAGAUGCUUCUGCUCGAAAGUAUGCAGAGGAAAGUCUGAACCAGUUUCAGGAUCAGAACCUUCCUAGUUUUUUUCUUGCUCUUUCUGGUGAAUUAGCAAACAAUGACAAGCCUGUGGAUAGCCGUAAAUUAGCUGGACUUAUCCUCAAAAAUACUUUGGAUGCUAAGGAGCAGCACAGGAAAAAUGAUCUAAUCCAGAGGUGGCUUUCUCUAGAUAUGUUUGUCAAGGCUCAGGUGAAAGGAUGCUUGCUGCAGACCCUUUCUUCUCCUGUAUCUGAUGCUAGAUCUACAGCUUCCCAAGUCAUUGCCAAGGUUGCAGGAAUUGAGUUGCCCCACAAGCAGUGGCCUGAACUUAUUAGCACCCUAUUAUCAAACAUUCAACAACAGCAAUCCCAUGUCAAACAGGCAACCCUUGAAACUCUUGGUUAUUUAUGUGAGGAGGUUUCUCCUGAUUUUGUUGACCAAGACCAAGUGAACAAGAUACUUACCGCAGUCGUCCAAGGUAUGAAUGCAUCUGAGGUUAAUAAUGAUGUCAGAUUGUCAGCGACCCGGGCAUUGUAUAAUGCUUUGGGAUUUGCGCAGGCAAAUUUUUCGAAUGACAUGGAACGGGAUUAUCUUAUGAGGGUGGUUUGUGAAGCUACUUUAACCCCAGAGCUUAAGAUUCGACAAGCUGCUUUUGAGUGUUUGGUUGCCAUCUCAUCUUCAUACUAUGAUAAGCUUGGUUCAUACAUGCAAGAUAUUUUUAUCAUCACUGCAAAAGCAGUGAAGGAGGAUGAGGAACCUGUUGCUCUACAGGCCAUAGAGUUCUGGAGCUCAAUUUGUGAUGAAGAGAUUGAUAUUUUGGAUGAGUAUGGCAGUGAUUUCAGUGCUGAUUCUGAUACUCCUUGCUUUUAUUUUAUAAGGCAGGCCCUGCCAGCUUUAGUUCCUAUGCUUUUGGAUACACUUCUUAAACAGGAGGAGGAUCAAGAUCUAGAUGAAGGAGCGUGGAAUAUUGCAAUGGCUGGAGGAACAUGCUUGGGUUUGGUUGCAAGGACAGUGGGAGAUGACAUAGUCCCUCUGGUGAUGCCUUUCAUUGAAGAGAACAUAAGCAAACCAGAUUGGAGGCAAAGAGAAGCAGCAACUUACGCUUUUGGUUCUAUUUUGGAAGGACCAUCGCCGGAAAAGCUGACCCCAACAAUAAAUGUUGCUCUGAACUUUAUGCUUACUGCAUUAAUAAAUGACCCAAACAAUCACGUUAAGGACACAACUGCUUGGACUGUUGGAAGAAUAUUUGAGUUUAUGCAUGGGCCUACUGUGGAGAUUCCUGUUAGAACUAUCCUUAGUGUUCUACUUCAGUGUAUGAAAGAUGUUCCUAAUGUUGCUGAGAAGGCAUGUGGUGCUCUAUAUUUCCUUGCACGAGGUUGUGAAGUUGUAGGUUCUGCAUCACCUCUUUCACCUCUCUUUGCAGACAUUAUUCAAGCUCUCCUAAGUGUGACCCACCGAGAAGAUGCCGGAGAGUCUCGUUUAAGGACUGCAGCUUAUGAAACUCUGAAUGAAGUAGUUAGAUGCGCAACAGACGAGACAACACCAAUAGUGAUGCAGCUUGUCCCAGUAAUCAUGGUGGAACUCCAUCGUACCCUCGAGGCCCAAAAGUUGACAUCAGAUGAGAGAGAGAAGCAAAAUGAACUGCAAGGUCUUCUUUGUGGGUGCCUUCAGGUCAUCAUUCAGAAGUUAGGAUCUGCUGAACCAACAAAGUAUACAUUUCUGCAAUACACCGAUCAGAUGAUGGAUCUGUUUUUAAGAGUUUUUGCUUGCCGAAAUGCCACAGUACAUGAGGAGGCAAUGCUAGCCAUUGGUGCUUUGGCGUAUGCAGCUGGGCAUAAUUUUUUGAAAUACAUGCAAGGGUUCUAUCCAUAUCUGGAAAUGGGUCUUCAAAACUUUGAGGAGUAUCAGGUUUGUGCAAUCACUGUUGGAGUUGUUGGAGAUCUUUGCAGAGCAUUGGAUGACAAGAUCCUGCCUUUCUGUGAUGGGAUCAUGACACAUCUUCUGAAGGAUCUCUCUAGCAAUCAGUUACAUCGGUCCGUGAAACCGCCAAUAUUCUCUUGUUUUGGUGAUAUUGCAUUGGCAAUAGGGGAGAACUUUGAGAAGUAUUUGAUCUAUGCCAUGCCAAUGCUUCAGAGCGCAGCAGAAUUAUCCACACUUGUAGCAGAGGCUGAUGAUGAGAUGAUUGAGUACACUAAUCAACUCAGGAAUGGCAUUCUGGAAGCUCACUCUGGUAUAUUACAAGGUUUCAAGAAUUCUCCAAAGACCCAGUUGUUGAUGCCUUAUGCGUCCAAUAUUCUCCAGUUCCUGGAUAGCUUGUACAAUGAAAAAGAUAUGGAUGACAUCGUGAUGAAGGCUGCAGUUGGCGUUCUUGGAGAUCUGGCUGAUACACUGGGUGCAAAUGCUGGUCCUUUGAUAAGCCAAUCUGUUUCAAGCAAAGACUUUUUGGAAGAAUGCUUAGCAUCAGAUGAGCAUUUGAUUAAAGAGUCUGCCCAGUGGGCUAAAUUUGCUGUCAGUCGAGCUAUAUCUGGUUGAUUGUGCCUUCAGUAACCUUAUACCAUCUUUCUGCAUAUGCAUUUUGGUCUUGUCAAAUUCUGGUUGUGGAUUGCAUACAUGUGUCAGUCAUCAUACCUUCCUCACCAUAAAUCAUUGCACAAAGCUUUUGCAUGCUGGCUUGAGUCUGGAUUCUAUUGCUAACUCAUGCUAUAAUGAAGAACUUCGCAUCGUGGUCGCUCGCCCCCCGCCCAACUCGCUUUUAAACUCCCUCUCCGAUCCGCGAGGGGGGACAUGUUUGCUAUUGAGUUUGUCCCUUGGUAUUGCCAUUGCUUUCUGCAUUCAGCUUCUUAAAGAACUCACGCAGAUGCUGGUGAUACAUGCAAGUGUCGGCUAUCCCUCAAGAGUAUGAGUAUGAGUCCAAAACCAUGGGGAUUGUUUGUAAAAAGGUGAACUUGGAGUGGGGUUGUCCGAUCAUUUGUAGCAUCAGUUCCAUGGUCAUUCACCAUUAUCUAAGUGUGGCAGUGGGCAUCCUUUUUGUCUUGCCCAAUUUUUAUUAGGUUUUUAUUCCUUUCUAGAGAAUUUUGUAUUAUUUUGCAUCAUUUAGGCUUCGUUUGGGAUGGGUGGCUUUCUUACUACUUUCUAAAUCAGCUUCCUAGUACAAAAAGUUUUAGUUCAAGAAUUUUUUGUACUAAAAAGUUAUUUUAAAAAGCAAUAAAAAAGAUGUCCUAAACGAAGCCUUAGUCAGUACGGUUUGGUCUGCAUUCAUUGUUUUCUCUUUGUUUUUGUUACACAUAGCCACGUUGCUUUUGUUAUACAUACAGGAAGGUAAUAGUGGAUAUGACUUAAAAAACUAAAGGCAUUUGUUCCUGUUUGAGAUAGCUUGUGAAGAUAUUUGCGUCAGGGUUGGUUUUUUGUCACCUAUACAAUGGUUUUUUAAUCCUUCAAAUUCUCUCUGGGGGCUGUCAUUUAAUUUCCCUUUUGUUUUCUGUUCGAGAUUUUCACCAUUUUAUACUAUUUUCUGGCAUCCGUUAGACCAUCCUUUUAUGUAGAUUUGGCAUGGGAGAAAAUCCCUAGCUUGUAGUCUUCAAUUGAAUCAAUUUUGACUUGCCCAUAUAUAUAUGUAUGAAUGAUAGAGCUUGCGCUUGUUCCUAGGCGUGGAUUCAUAAUAUCAUAUAUUUAUUAUUGAAGAACUUAUCCAAAA
Molecule: messenger RNA, 4154 nt
Organism: Dendrobium catenatum
Lineage: Eukaryota; Viridiplantae; Streptophyta; Magnoliopsida; Asparagales; Orchidaceae
Product: importin subunit beta-1
Exons: 3
Coding region: 185-2992 (935 amino acids)
Biological process (GO): protein import into nucleus
Cellular component (GO): cytoplasm; nucleus
Molecular function (GO): small GTPase binding; nuclear import signal receptor activity
Source: RefSeq, a predicted model, not a curated record